Molecule: messenger RNA, 1617 nt
Organism: Penicillium canariense
Lineage: Eukaryota; Fungi; Ascomycota; Eurotiomycetes; Eurotiales; Aspergillaceae
Product: putative integral membrane protein Pth11-like
Exons: 2
Coding region: 1-1617 (538 amino acids)
Source: RefSeq, a predicted model, not a curated record
AUGGAGACCGUCUCGCUGGCCACGCGAGGCCUCUAUUCUCAGGUACCCCCGGACUAUGAGUCCCGCGAUGAGAUCAACCCGACUCUGAUGAUGAGCUGGUGGGCCACGGGCUUCUCGCUGGCCAUCAUCGUCGUGCGCUUGUGCGGUCGCUAUGUGCGCAUGGAGCGUUUCUUCCCCGAGGACAAGAUCAUGAUGCUCAGCGUCAUCCCGCUGGCGAUACGCAUGGUGCUAGUGCACUUCGUGCUCACCUUCGGCACCAAUAAUACACAAACAGCCGGGUUGACGCAGGACCAGAUCGAGAGAAGGGCGAUCGGAAGUAAGCUGGUCCUGGUUGCGCGCAUCUUCUAUGCGAUCUUUAUCUGGACGGCUAAGCUUACGGUCUGCGAGUUCCUCAAACGAGUCACUGGCAUGGUCUGGCGCAAAUCAGUGUCUAUGUUCCUGCGCUUCAUACACUUCUUUCUCGCAUCCACGCUUGUCGCCGUCGUCAUCGCGACGCUGGCUGAAUGUCAGCCAAUAUACCAUUACUGGCAGGUCAUACCAGAUCCAGGACCUAGUUGUCGGAGCGGAUAUGCACAGCUCAUCACGAUGGGGGCUUGCGACGUCAUCACUGACCUUCUUCUCGUCGCCUUCCCUGUUCCUAUCAUCCUCAUGGCCCAAAUGCCCAUAAAAAGGAAGCUCGCCUUGGUCUUUCUCUUCGGCCUCUCCCUGGCUCUGGUCGGCAUCACCUGCUACCGUGUCCCAUCAGUGAUCAACCGGCGAGGUGCACAACCUUACCGCUCCCUUGUCGCCUCUCUAGAAAUUCUUGCUGCGACAGCUGUCUCUAAUGUCGUCGUCAUUGGUUCCUUCGUCCGCGAUCGCGGUGCCAAGAAACUCAAGUACAAGCGCGCGCAGGGCUCUGCCUCUGUCGCUGAAAGCGUAGACAACAGCUUCGCGCGCCGCACCACUGUCAUGAAGAAUCAGUGGGGCAGCGACUCUGACCUCGCUGGCGACAUGGGCAUCCGACUCGAUCCCAAGCUGUACUCAUCUACACCUGCUGGAGCUGUCCCUAUCCCAUCUCCUCCUGUGCCUCUCCUGGUCGCACGCACCGGCUCCAUCGACCCAUCCUGGUCGUUCCAUCAAGAUCGCACGUCAGAGGACGACCACGCUUCGGCGACAGACAGCCUCGACAUCAAAGUCAGUCCGCUCGAGUACAUUCAAACCAACCAGUCCCCGCGUGAUAAACCACCAUCCUCUGCGUCACAUCUUUCCUCACUGCGCUCCUCGUUCUUUGAUGUCGGUGGCCUGCUAGCUCGGGACGAACCACAACCGCAACCCGAUCACCGCCCGCGUCCCCAUACCGAUGCCCCCGAAUCUACCCCUACUCUCGAAGCCCAAUGGCAACGCCGCGGAAGUAGGGCUUUCCUUGAGGACCUCGGCGUCCUUGCCCCUCGUACUCCCGCCCCUGCGCAACUGCAGACGCGCUCCUCCUCACCACCUGCUAUCAAUACUGUACCCUACCCCCAACCGCUGUCUCAUAACCUCCCGCCUUACCGAGCCUCCCCCGACGUCUCACUCGAUGUGGAUGUGGAGCUCCAGGAUGUAGGCGGGCUGCUCUCGAGGCAUAACCCCCGCAUCUAA